This is a messenger RNA of Lachancea nothofagi CBS 11611, 1530 nucleotides long. NCBI's taxonomy places the organism in Eukaryota, Fungi, Ascomycota, Saccharomycetes, Saccharomycetales, Saccharomycetaceae. The record is from the annotation of a GenBank genome assembly.
AUGAACAGUACUUCGGCCUCGCAGCACCAGCUGGGAUCCUCGGCGUCGUCGAGCGCCCGGGACGAUUCGACCAUUGUUGGUCUACACUAUCGUAUUGGCAAGAAAAUCGGUGAAGGUUCGUUCGGUGUUUUAUUUGAAGGAACCAACAUGAUCAACGGUGUCCCAGUGGCUAUCAAGUUCGAGCCCCGCAAGUCUGAGGCUCCGCAGCUCAAGGACGAAUAUCGCACGUACAAGAUCUUAGCCGGAACUUCCGGCAUCCCGCAGGCCUAUUAUUUUGGGCAAGAAGGCCUCCACAACAUCCUCGUUAUUGAUUUGUUGGGACCCUCGCUUGAAGACCUCUUUGACUGGUGCGGUCGCAGAUUUUCUGUGAAGACCGUGGUCCAGGUUGCGGUGCAAAUGAUCACGUUGAUCGAAGAUCUACAUGCACACGACUUAAUUUACCGCGAUAUCAAGCCCGACAACUUCCUGAUCGGACGUCCCGCUACUGUAGACGAAAACAAAGUGCACCUUAUCGAUUUCGGAAUGGCAAAACAGUAUCGGGAUCCUAAGACAAAACAGCACAUUCCAUAUCGCGAGAAGAAAUCCCUAAGCGGUACUGCUCGUUACAUGUCGAUCAACACGCAUUUGGGACGCGAACAAUCUCGUAGAGACGAUAUGGAAGCAAUGGGUCAUGUAUUUUUCUACUUCUUGAGAGGCCAAUUGCCUUGGCAAGGUUUGAAAGCGCCCAACAACAAACAGAAAUACGAAAAGAUUGGCGAAAAGAAAAGGGUCACAAACGUCUAUGACCUUGCUCAAGGAUUGCCAGUUCAAUUCGGUCGCUAUUUGGAAGUUGUGAGAAACUUGGCUUUCGAAGAAACUCCAGAUUACGAAGGAUAUAGAAAGCUUUUCCUAUCAAUUUUAGACGACAUGGGCACAGAAGCAGAUGGUGAAUACGAUUGGAUGAAGUUGAAUGGUGGACGUGGUUGGGAUUUGAAUAUCAACAAGAAACCUAACUUACACGGUUACGGCCAUCCAAACCCACCUAACGACAAAAAUAGAAGACACAGAAACAAGUACACUCAAGGACAAACAGCCGACCCUCAACAACAAUUGCGCUACCAACAACAGCAAUUGCUACAGCAACAACAACAGCAACAGCAAUUGCAACAGCAGCAGCAGCAGCAACAACAAUUACAACAGCAACAAUUACAACAACAACAACAACAACAACAACAACUACAGCAACAGCAACAGCAGCAACAGCAGCAACAGCAACAGGCUUUGCAGCAGAACAGACUCGAUCCAACGUCGUACGAAGCUUAUCAACAACAGACUCAGCAAAAGUACGCACAACAGCAACAGAAGACUCAACAACAAAGCCGUGUUCACGGCUAUAAUCAGCAUGCCGUACAGCAGACGCCCAACCAGUACGGUGCCCAACCACAACCUGUUGUAAAACAGAAUGCCCAUCCAUCUGGUAAAGCGGCAGCUGCAGAUGGACAUUCCUUAACAUCUGGCAAAGGUUUUUUCUCGAAGUUGGGAUGUUGCUGA